AUGGGUGUCAGUGGCAAGGCCAGCAUUUAUUGCCCAUCCCUUAAUGACAUUUGUUACAGGAAUUCAUACAGACACAACAUUUGCAUCGACAUGCUGCAGCAAGGUUAUCACAAGUCUUUUUCAGAGUUCACCACUCUGAUCCUAUAUUGGAAUGCUGUAAGGGAGAAUGCAGGCCCUGGGUCAGACAUAUGGAUGGAAGAACCAUUGAACAAACAGCUAAAUAAACUGGAUCAUCUUCAGUAUUUCCUUACUAGGGCUGAGGCAGCCGAAAGAGCAGGUUCGUUUGAGGAAGUCUAUAAUAAUCAACUUUCACUGGCAUGUUACUUUAAAAAGGUUGCUGACAAACUACUUUCAGAUCACUUCUUUGAAUCAUGCCUCUCCACCAGUAAAAUGAUCGUGCCAUGUGGGGGACAGAAAAUGGCAGAAGCAAAUGCCAAUAUAGGCACAGCCUAUGAGGAGAAAGGAGAGCUGGAUAAAGCUGCUGAGUAUUAUGAGAUAUUCCAUCAACUCACUGUAGGAAAGACAUGGCAGGAUGAAAAUUGCUGCCUCCACUUUGCACAUGCAUGUACGAACCUCUGGAGGAUUUACACAUCACUGGCAGACGAAAAGCUUGAAAGUGCACAAGACAAAGAGGCGAGGGAAUUUCUCAGAAAAGCUUAUGACAUAGCCAAGGAAGGGGGCGAUAAGAAGUUGGAACUAGCAGCUCUGUAUCGAGUGGCUUUAGGUUACCUUAGUACUGGAGAUCCAGAGAGAGCGAUUACUUACUUACAAACAUAUUUGGAGCUGUCCAGUUCCAUAGAUGAUGAUGCUGGUUUAGGCAAAGCUUAUGAAGCUCUGGCAAUGGCCUUACUAAGCACAGGAAAUUCUUCUGAAGCUCUUGAAUACCUGAAAACAUUUUUGGGCCUGGCAGAGAAAAGCGGUGAUAAAUUGAGUUUGAUCGAUGCUUGCAGAUUCCUUGGAAUUAUGUAUAAUAAUCUAGGUCAGUAUGAUGUAGCCUGCGAGUAUAUUUGGCGAGGAUAUGAGAUUGCAAUGACCUUGGGUGAUAUCCAUUUGGUAGAGAUAAUGCAAGUUCACCACGGAAUCUACAAGGCUCACAUGAUGAUGUCCUCAUAUUGUCACCACGUUGAGGCUGCUGGACAUGUGCAUCUUGAGCACUUGGUGACAUGGAAGGAUAGUAGAUUAGACAUGUUCAAUGUCUCCAAAGCAGAAGAUCCUACGGCAAGCAGAAUAUUUGACAGACGAUCAAUCGUGGAAACAAAGAUAGCUUUUGAUGAAACUGCGGAUUAAGAAAGGCAAAUGCUGGAAAAAUAUAACGCUAGUUCACAACCUUCAUAAUGGUGGCACUUUUGUCAAUCUAAUUCAGAUGGUAUCAGUUCAAUCACCAAUGAAAAUAACAAAUGAUCACAAAUAAUCUUUUAUUUUUGAACUGUUUUAUUAAUUAAUUGUGCCCAAAUUGUGCUUGAUAUGUCAAUGUUUUCACCAUACAGGGGUCAGAUAGUGAUUAUUAAACUGGUCUGUUUUAACAUUGUUGUGCACUAAUUUUCACCAUGGGGUUUUUUGUUGUUGUUAACGUGCAAACAUUAUUAUGUGGAGUAUUUCAUCAUCAAUAUAGAUUAUUUCCUUACAUAACUAUCAAAUUUAUCAUCGUGCAGUACCGUCAACCAUUCACAUGUUAGUGGGUUUCUCCGAAAUUAUUUUAAUUUGGGUGACAUAAAAUAGAGAUAAUUUUUUAAUGGAUAGAUUCUUUUUUACAUAACCUGAACAGUUUAGGAAUGUAUACAACAGUGACUAUCAAAAAUAGGAUUAUACUUGUUCUUACCCUGAUGGAGCAUAUUAUGCAUGGGCUCUCUUUCUAUAUUUAAUUAUCCAUAAGCAUUUUAAAAAUACCAAUUUUCAAACCGUUUAUAAUUUGAAGUACUUCAACAUUUCCAAUAAAAUACUGUUCCUUUUUAAUCAUCUGAGGCCGUAAACAAUAAAGUAAAAUCUGAAAAAGAUCUUUCAAUUGAAAUGUAUUGGAAAAACAUUAAAUAAGCUCCUUGGUUUAA
Molecule: messenger RNA, 2045 nt
Organism: Amblyraja radiata (thorny skate)
Lineage: Eukaryota; Metazoa; Chordata; Chondrichthyes; Rajiformes; Rajidae
Gene: ttc29
Product: tetratricopeptide repeat domain 29
Exons: 9
Coding region: 1-1287 (428 amino acids)
Biological process (GO): cilium movement
Cellular component (GO): sperm flagellum
Molecular function (GO): protein binding
Source: RefSeq, a predicted model, not a curated record